Molecule: messenger RNA, 279 nt
Organism: Hydatigera taeniaeformis
Lineage: Eukaryota; Metazoa; Platyhelminthes; Cestoda; Cyclophyllidea; Taeniidae
Source: the annotation of a GenBank genome assembly
AUGGGUGUAGGAGGUGCUAUGCUUCAGCUGGGUCGAUUCCACCAACUAUUUCGUCCCGUUGUUCAGACUGUAAAGCGGCAUUCGCAUGAAGAGAUUAAAGUCUAUUAUCGUGAUCAUACACAUUUUGAUGAGAAAUCAGAGAGGGCUUUUCGCAUCAGCAGUACAAUAUUUUGGGCCUGGAUUUCGUACCACUUCAUUAAUAACUGGGAAGUGCUAAUCGGACAUGAUCCCCACCCAAAGAGGGAGUCUUUCACAGAUGCCGAGCUUGGUGUGGAAUGA